AUGACCCACCCGACAGGCUCCGUCUGGAUACCAUCCAUGUUGCCCUGGCGUACGUUUGUAUUUCCUGUUCCGGGUAGCGGUGGUAGUGGUAGCGGUGGUGGUGGUGGUGGUGGUGGUGGUGGUGGUGGUGGUGGUGGUGGUGGUGGUGGUGGUGGUGGCGGUGGUGGUGGUGGUGGUGGUGGUGGUGGUGGUCGGGGUUGUUACUGUCACCGCCUCCCCCUCCCUCCCCCCCGAACAAGAUACAUGCUGACUGACAGCAGUCACCCUAUCUCCACUUCCGCCCCGGUGACUACAGAAAAGCUCCCCGUGCGUAUGCGGGCGAUGAGCGCUAAAGUCAAUUAA
Messenger RNA from Spirometra erinaceieuropaei, 342 nucleotides. NCBI's taxonomy places the organism in Eukaryota, Metazoa, Platyhelminthes, Cestoda, Diphyllobothriidea, Diphyllobothriidae. The record is from the annotation of a GenBank genome assembly.